AUGCGAACCGAAGAUGAAAAAUUCAACGCUCUGCUCGGACGGCUACGUCGAGGCCGAGGCACAGAUGCAGAUUAUGAAUUACUACUAACUCGUGUUGUUGGUGGAGGUGAAGUUGAAUCAUUAAAUACGAUCGACUGGAAACAAGCACCAAUGUUAGUUUUCGGCAACGAGUUACGAACGCAGCUAAAUAACCUUGCUGCCACCUCCCGAUCAUUAGAAAUCAACGAAGCCGUAGUUAUAUGUCCAAGUGUUGAUACAAUUAAAUCCAAUUUAAUCGACAGCCCUAUCUUGCACAAAUUCGUACAAGCGUUACCCGACAACAAACCCGGUGAUCUUCCUAGUAUUUUACCGUUAGUCAAAGGAAUGCCGGUGUUAUUGACUGAUAACAUAGCAACAGAGCUCGGUUUAUCAAAUGGAUCAUCCGGAACAUUUCAUUCACUUGUUUACACAGAACCUAGAGAUGGCGAAGACAAAACAAUCAACGAAAGGCAACCAUCAUCAUCCGUAGAUCCAGCACAAGCGGAGCUAUUUCCUCCUUCAAAUACCGUCACUCUGAAAUAUCACUCUGAAAUAUCCAUAUGCUCUAAUUGA
Molecule: messenger RNA, 591 nt
Organism: Didymodactylos carnosus
Lineage: Eukaryota; Metazoa; Rotifera; Eurotatoria; Philodinida; Philodinidae
Source: the annotation of a GenBank genome assembly